AUGGCAUCCUUCCAGAUCCUCUCGGAUUUGCACCUGGAGAACCCCACGGGGUACAACCUCUUUGACGUGGUGGCGCAGGCGCCCUACCUGGCACUACUGGGGGACAUUGGCAACAUCCGGGACGAUGGCUUUUUCGCCUUCCUAGAGGCCCAGCUGCCCAAAUUCCAGAUCGUCUUCUUGCUUCUCGGGAACCACGAGCCCUACUACUCCAGCUGGCCGGCGGUCCGGGAGAAGCUACAGAGGUUCUCGGAUUCCGUUCACCAUCGCCGCGCGCAGGCCUCCUCCGAAUCGUCUAAACUCGGCCAGUUCGUCUUCCUCGACCGCACCCGUUAUGAUGUUUCCCAGGAGCUCACCGUCCUCGGCUGCACGCUGUUCUCGCGCAUCUGUCCCACCCAGGAGGAGCAGGUCAGUUUCAGACUGAAUGAUUUCUACGAUAUCCAGGACUGGACGGUCGACGACCACUGCGCGGCCCACGAGGUCGAUCGCGCCUGGCUCAACGACCAGGUCUCCCGCAUCGCGCAGGAAGACCCUCACCGCAAGAUCGUGGUCUUCACCCAUCAGAGUCCGACGAUCGCCGCGAAAGCUAUCGACCCGCAACACGCCAACAGCCCCAUCACAUCUGCGUUUGCGACCGACCUCCGGGGAGAACCGUGUUGGGAGAAACCUCAAGUGCGACUGUGGGCAUUUGGGCACACCCACUUCAACUGUGAUUUUACUGAGAGUCGGACGGGGAAACGGGUGGUCACGAAUCAACGAGGGUAUUAUUUUGCGCAAUCUGCAGGGAUCAGUUUUACUACACCACUCCUCUUCAUCGCCAUGGCCUCCAUUACCCGUGCCCUGCGGCCUUUGUCCCGCACUGCGACCUCGACCUCUCUCCGCUCGGCUGCGAGACAGCCGAUGCCCUACCGACUUGCCCAGAGUCUUGACCGGAACAGCACCCAUGCCUUCUCGACCACUUCCCGCCGGCGGGAGGUUGACCUGUCCCACCUGACGCCGACUCCGAUCACUCUGCUCUCCGAGACCGAGUCCCUCAUGUCCGACUCCGUGUCCAAGUUCGCGUCCGAGCAGAUCGGCCCCAAGGUCCGGGAUAUGGAUGAAGCCGAGGCCAUGGACCCCGCCAUCGUCGAGCAGCUCUUCGAGCAGGGCCUGAUGAGUAUCGAGAUCCCCGAGGAGUUCGGCGGUGCCGGCAUGAACUUCACCUCGGCGAUCGUGGCGAUCGAGGAGCUGGCGCGGGUCGAUCCCAGCGUCAGCGUGAUGGUCGACGUGCACAACACGCUGGUCAACACGUCCAUCAUGAAGUACGGCGACGCGCAGGCGCACCGCACGUGGCUGCCCAAGCUGGCGACGGGCACCGUCGGCUCCUUCUGCCUGUCGGAGCCCGCGUCCGGCACCGACGCCUUCGCGCUGCAGACCAAGGCCGAGAAGACCGCCGACGGCUACAAGCUGAACGGAUCCAAGAUGUGGAUCACCAACUCCAUGGAGGCCGGCUUCUUCAUCGUCUUCGCCAACCUCGACCCCAGCAAGGGCUACAAGGGCAUCUCGGCCUUCAUCGUCGAGAAGGACACCCCGGGCUUCUCCAUCGCCAAGAAGGAGAAGAAGCUGGGUAUCCGCGCUAGCAGCACCUGCGUGCUCAACUUCGACGACGUCGUCAUCCCCAAGAGCAACCUGCUCGGCCAGGAGGGCCAGGGCUACAAGUACGCCAUCAGCAUCCUGAACGAGGGCCGCAUCGGUAUCGCCGCCCAGAUGACCGGUCUGGCGCUGGGCGCCUGGGAGAACGCCGCCCGCUACGUCUGGAACGACCGCCGCCAGUUCGGCACCCUCGUCGGUGAGUUCCAGGGCAUGCAGCACCAGAUCGCCCAGGGCUACACCGAGAUCGCCGCCGCCCGCGCCCUCGUCUACAACGCCGCCCGCAAGAAGGAGGCCGGCCAGGACUUCGUCGCCGACGCCGCCAUGGCCAAGCUCUACGCCUCCCAGGUUGCCGGCCGUGUCGCCGGCUCCGCCGUUGAGUGGAUGGGCGGCAUGGGCUUCGUCCGCGAGGGCAUCGCCGAGAAGAUGUUCCGUGACAGCAAGAUCGGCGCCAUCUACGAGGGUACCAGCAACAUCCAGCUGCAGACCAUUGCCAAGCUUCUUCAGAAGCAGUACACUCAGUAA
Aspergillus candidus is the source of this 2151-nucleotide messenger RNA. RefSeq names its product acyl-CoA dehydrogenase/oxidase. The coding region runs from base 1 to 2151 and encodes 716 amino acids. Gene Ontology annotation, molecular function: acyl-CoA dehydrogenase activity; hydrolase activity; flavin adenine dinucleotide binding. The record is from RefSeq and is a predicted model, not a curated record. Gene Ontology annotation, cellular component: mitochondrion. The transcript is spliced from 4 exons. Lineage: Eukaryota; Fungi; Ascomycota; Eurotiomycetes; Eurotiales; Aspergillaceae.